Messenger RNA from Dicentrarchus labrax (European seabass), 792 nucleotides. RefSeq names its product mitochondrial ribosomal protein L14 (gene mrpl14). Bases 264 to 710 code for a protein of 148 amino acids. Gene Ontology annotation, cellular component: mitochondrion; ribosome. Gene Ontology annotation, biological process: translation. NCBI's taxonomy places the organism in Eukaryota, Metazoa, Chordata, Actinopteri, Moronidae. Gene Ontology annotation, molecular function: structural constituent of ribosome. The transcript is spliced from 2 exons. The record is from RefSeq and is a predicted model, not a curated record.
GAGUGACGUCACGCUUUUGACAUUCGCACGGAGCGCGUGAUAGAAAGGGUAACGCCAUCCGGAUCGAUAUUUUAAUCUUACGGCUGUCGCUCUUUCUGAUACCGCCAGUGUGUGCGUUUUGUGUUUUAACCAUUAAUUACGACGCUGAAAACGUAAUUGUUUUUGCUCCGUUGUCAGGGGCAACCCGCCAUGUGAUCGUUAGCUUAGCGGCUGCUAACCGUGUGUUGUUUCUCUUUGUAGCUGGCGCAAUAGUCGCUGCAGUCAUGGCUUUCCCCCAGCUUUCAAGGUCUCUUACUGGGCUCCUCGUAGAGACAUCGUCCGUCAUUCGUCAGAGGACUUUUAGUGUGUCCGCCGUCGCAGCAGCCAUUCAAAAGAUGACAAGAGUGCGUGUAGUGGACAACAGCCCGCUUGGAACUACACCAUAUCACCGCGCACCAAGAGUGAUUCAUGUCUACACCAAGAAUGGGGUAGGAAAAGUUGGUGACAAGGUGUUGCUUGCCAUCAAAGGACAGAAAAAGAAGGCGCUCAUCGUUGGACACAAAAUGCCUGGAAAGCCCAUGACUGCGCGCUUCGAUUCAAACAAUGUUGUUCUGAUUGAAGACAACGGGAACCCUACAGGAACAAGGAUUAAGAUCCCUUUACCCACGCAGCUACGUAAAAUGGACGGAGAAUAUUCUAAAGUCCUAGCAAUCGCCAGUACAUUUGUUUAAUACAUCAUUUAACUGUGUUUUUUUGAGAUGUAUAUAAACUGUGUAUUUCAUGUACAUGUUUGCCAGUAAACUUUAAACAGAG